CUGCAAUCGAGGGAGGUGAGGGUGAGAGGCGGAGACGAUGGGUUCGGAGACGAGAGCGUUGACAGCGUUGAAGGCGGAGAUGCCGCUUGGGGACUCGGAGAGCCUCGUUCUGGCGUCGGAGGUAGGUCAGGGAAGGGCCGUCGGCCUCGUCCUCGUCGACAUCGUCAACGGCUUCUGCACCGUCGGAGCUGGCAAUCUCGCUCCAACUGAGCCCAAUGAUCAGAUAGCAACGAUGGUGGAGGAGGCUGCAAAGCUGGCCAAGAUGUUCUCGGCCAGAAACUGGCCUAUCUUUGCUCUCCUCGACGCCCAUUAUCCUGGCAAGCCCGAGCCUCCGUAUCCACCUCAUUGUAUCAUCGGUUCGGGCGAAGAGAGAUUAGUCCCUGCUCUGAAAUGGCUGGAGAAGGAUCCAAAUUUUACUGUGAGAAGGAAAGAUUGUAUUGAUGGCUUCAUUGGUUCAAUGGAGAAGGAUGGCUCUAAUGUGUUCUCUGAUUGGGUGAAAAGAAAUGAAAUCAGAGUCGUUUUGGUGGUAGGAAUAUGCACCGAUAUCUGCGUGUUGGACUUUGUAUGUUCCACGCUCUCUGCUAGAAAUAUAGGCCUGGUUCCACCGCUGGAAGAUGUUGUGGUUUAUGCACGAGGUUGUGCAACACAUGACCUUCCAGUUCAUGUUGCAAGAAACAUCAAGGGAGCUUUGGUCCAUCCUCAGGAUGUGCUUCAUUAUAUAGGACUCUACAUGGCAAAAUCAAGAGGAGCAAGGAUUGUGCACAAGGUGUCGUUUGACUGAUAAGCAGCAGCAGCAACCUGACGUGCCCGGAACUUACUUUAUUCGAUGAUGCUUGGCUAGUUUAUUAAAAGUGGAGUAAUAUAUUUAAAGACCUAUCAAGGCCAAAUAAGGUCAACAGACUCUUAUCAGGGAUGACCUUUAUUAUUUGGAAUCUCAUUCUCGGUGUGAUUUCUGUGUUAGUGGUGGUGUCAUUUUAUAGCACAAUGGUGACAUUGUUGAAUGAUGUGUUCAUAAGGUCCAAAUUAGGAGCAAGUACUUUGCGCAGACCAGAGAAAUGUUUCAGACUUGUCUGCUGUAGAAGAACAUGUUUCUAGCCAAAAGCCGCACGGUUUUGUUCUUGCUUUA
Molecule: messenger RNA, 1126 nt
Organism: Musa acuminata AAA Group (dessert banana)
Lineage: Eukaryota; Viridiplantae; Streptophyta; Magnoliopsida; Zingiberales; Musaceae
Product: nicotinamidase 1
Exons: 5
Coding region: 38-781 (247 amino acids)
Biological process (GO): pyridine nucleotide salvage
Molecular function (GO): nicotinamidase activity
Source: RefSeq, a predicted model, not a curated record